GUCAUUCUGGUUCCUCUGUGCCUAUUCGUGCCCCCCUGACUAUGGAGAACCCCGGCGAAUCCCACGGCUCGGCGCUGAAGCGCCUCCGGGCGGCCCGAGCGUGCGAGAUGUGCCGACUGAAGAAAAACAAAUGCGAUGAGCAGAGCCCAUGCACACAUUGCAAGAAUCGGAAAACGAAAUGCAUCUACCGCGGGGUGAACAACGUGAGGAGCAGUAGCUUCACCCAUUCUGAAUACAUUCGCCAGCUCGAGGAACAAGUCAUAGCAUUGUCGUCCAGUCCUGCACACGCCAAGACUGGCAGCAAUGCUGCCGCAAGCACAGCAAUUUCUCCAUCGCCGGGGCUGCUGCUGGGUGGCUUGUUGUCGGGAGGUGAGCGGUCUGGCACCGACUGGAUCCCUGCACAACCGGUCAACGACCCGCAAGCGAGGUCCAGGGCCGGCGCACAGGAGGUGAUCGGUGUCAACUGCCACACGCGCAGCUUUGAGUUCUAUGGCAGCUCCAGCUCAGUCGCUCUGCUAGCACGUGUCCGAAAUACAGGCGACCGCCAAGAACCUGGGCAGCACGGACGCGAAGACCAAGACGAUGACGACGACGAAGAUCAAGGCGAAGACGAGGCUCUAGUCUCCAGUCUUCACAACCCGGCCUUCUCUGUCAACCGGGCCGAGACGGCUCAUGCCCCCCUGACAGCAGCGGACACGGGAAUGAGUGCGCAAUCGCCUUCCGUAUCGCACUGCCGCCUAUUCGUGGACAGCUUCUUCGCGACGCUCCACUACAUCUACCCGAUCCUGGACAAGGCGGCGUUUCUGGGGUGGUGCGAGUUGAUAUGGACGGGCAACACUUCGUCACUCAGCCAGAGCUUCAUCGCCCUCUACUAUAGCGUCCUAUCUCUGGGCGCCCUACUGAGACCCAGGGAGGAGGAACCCAUGAGCGGCGCCGACAACGUGAAAUGGAGCAGGAAGUGCUUUGAUGAGGCGAGGAGGCGUUCCAGCUCCGCCAUGGUGACGGACCUCGAAAUGGUCCAAUGCAAUUUCUUCUUGGCCAAAGUAUGUCAGAAUGAACUCAGCCCGCACUGGGCGUACAUGCACAUCGGAAUGGCAGUGAGAAUAGCCCUGUCGAUCGGCAUCAACCGCGAGCCGCCGGCCAACUGCAAGAAAGAUCCCGCGUUCCUAAGGACAGAAUCCAGGACUUGGUGGGGCCUUUACUUUCUCGAGACCGAGACGGCCUUUUCCAUCGGGAGACCCGACACACUGGGGGCUGAUCUGUACCACAACAGGCGCUAUCCCAUGGUCUUGGGAGAUCCGCUGGCCGCGGGAACACCGCCCGAGCUCCUUGAGCCACCACACUGCGCCAUCAUCAAGUACAUGGUAGACUUGUCGCGAAUAACGAGAUCCAUCUGCCUACAUAUCUACCUGUCAGAUUUGAGUCUCGAAAGAGCUGUUGAGAUUGGGGGCCAGAUUGAGCGAGAUCUCGAGCGUUGGGUUGAGAGCCUACCGCCGGCACUCCGCCCACUUGGUGACUCCGGCCAGAAGAGACCCCUGCGUGCGGCCAUGGAGCCUCAGUAUGUCAAAAAACAGAGACUUGCGACUACGGUCCGGUAUCACAACCUUAGGAUUCUCUUGUUCGGCCCGCUCUUAACGAAGGCCUCGACGGUCGAGCACGCUUGCCCCGUGGAAGCAAAAACGAACAUCGCAAAGUGUCUCGACUCGGCCAGACUCACGAUAGAGAUUAUCUACGAGACUUACCAGCACCAGGACUUCUUCCGGACUUGGUUCUAUAACACAACCUAUACCCUCUUUGCAGCUUCCAUAAUCCUAGUCUACAUAUCCCAGGCAGCUGAGGAGAGGGAGCUUCAAGCACUCUUCAAGCUCGUGCAGAUGGCGGUGGAGAUCCUGGAGACGAUGGAAGAGUCUGUCGUCGUGGCGAAAGCUGCUAAGCUCAUUCAAAGGGCCCUAGCGAGGGCGCAGCGGAGGGCUCAUCCGGGGCUUGGCAAUGCCGCCGGGGAAACCGUCGGAGAGGGCAGUUUCCUGCCGUUCAACCAACCAUGGAGUCCGUUUGGCGUGAUCAGCGCUGAGAGCGACUUUAGCUUGCCUUUCCAGUUCGGGUAUCUUGGAGCAGAUGCCUUCUUUGGAGAUCUCAGCAAUGAGUUCUACGACAGCAUGAGGCCUCCCAUGGUUCCCGAGUUUCACUGAUGCAUAUGGUUGGGGGAUAGUGGCGUAACUAGUUCCUUGAGAGUGCGGGGGGUUCUGUUGAUAGUUUGGAUCCUACACUAUACGUGAACCGAGCGACGCCAUUUCAAAUCAUUCAACGUUUUGGGAAC
This is a messenger RNA of Phialemonium atrogriseum, 2317 nucleotides long. RefSeq names its product fungal-specific transcription factor domain-containing protein. The record is from RefSeq and is a predicted model, not a curated record. Gene Ontology annotation, biological process: DNA-templated transcription; positive regulation of transcription from RNA polymerase II promoter by galactose. Bases 42 to 2189 code for a protein of 715 amino acids. The transcript has 9 exons. Gene Ontology annotation, molecular function: RNA polymerase II cis-regulatory region sequence-specific DNA binding; zinc ion binding; DNA-binding transcription factor activity, RNA polymerase II-specific. Gene Ontology annotation, cellular component: nucleus. NCBI's taxonomy places the organism in Eukaryota, Fungi, Ascomycota, Sordariomycetes, Cephalothecales, Cephalothecaceae.